This is a messenger RNA of Penicillium cinerascens, 612 nucleotides long. RefSeq names its product GNAT family N-acetyltransferase. NCBI's taxonomy places the organism in Eukaryota, Fungi, Ascomycota, Eurotiomycetes, Eurotiales, Aspergillaceae. Bases 1 to 612 code for a protein of 203 amino acids. Gene Ontology annotation, molecular function: acyltransferase activity, transferring groups other than amino-acyl groups. The transcript has a single exon. The record is from RefSeq and is a predicted model, not a curated record.
AUGGAUCCCUUCCCACUGGAACCCUACCGCUCCGCGCGACUCCUCUACCGCGCACCAGAGGACAAUCCAACAGACGAUGCAUUCUUCCAAGCUCUCUACGCCGACCCUUCAAUCGGGUCUAUGGCCUCGCCCGCCCUGCAACGCCCGCUCAGCACUAAGGAGCGGAAGGAGUUGCGAACAAAAAUCGAAGCUAUGAUGUUUAUGUCAGUCAUGAUAUGUAUCAUCCCAGAUGAGGGCUCCGAUAAGGAGCCCGAGACAAUCGGAGUGAUCUCGUUAAAACAGGAAGCUCCUGUUCUCGCACAUAAUCGCACAAACGAGUUCGGAAUUGCUAUUGCGCGUCAGUACCAGGACAAGGGGUAUGGGCCUGAAGCUAUCUCGUGGCUGCUGGAUUGGUCUUUUUUGACUGCAGGGCUGCAUCGCAUUGAGCUGAAUGUCUAUGAGUGGAAUGAGAGGGCACAAAAGGUGUACCAAAAGCUUGGCUUUGUACCUGAGGGACGGAGGAGGGAGUGUUUGUGGAAAAAUGGGAGGUGGUGGGAUUGCAUCCAUAUGGGCAUUUUGGCUCAUGAGUGGGAGGCGAGGAAGAAGGCCACUGAUUCCUCAAAUGCUGACUGA